AUGAAGCAGCAACACGAGGGAGCCUCACACGCUGGCAGCGGAAGGAAGGCCGCUACCAGACCGCAGGGGCCGGUGGUCAGGGGCACGUCCGCAUGCGCGGGCCCCGAGAUCGCCUUCACUUCCCCCGGACGCCGGACAGGUAUCGCCCGGCGGCAGCGCGGCGCCCGUACACCAUCCGCUUCCCAUCCCUUCCAUCCUGUCACCCCUCUUCCUGAAACCCACGGGAAUCACUGUCUGGCAUCUUCCACAAUCGCCAGAAAAACAAGACUCCGAAAUCAUCUCCGGACUGAAACCGCCCUUUCGAAGAGAACGCUCGCGAUUUCCUGCCCUGCGUCAUUUAAUUUCAACCUGGAACAAGUAGCAUUUGGGAGGGAGGAAAAAGGAAAAAAGCAGAUCAAAUCUCUUCAGAAGCAAGUAAUGAAUGUAAAAAAAGAACGACAAGCUGAAGUACAGAGUCGGAAUGAAUAUAUUUCUCACCUCAAGGACCAGCUUCAAGAGAUGAAGGCAAAAACCAACAUGGAGAAUCAAUAUAUGAAAAAAAAUACUGAGCUGCAGAUUUCUCAGACCCAGAGAAAAUGUAACAAGACAGAGGAACUCUUGAUGGAGGAGAUUGAGAAACUAAGGAUGAAAACAGAAGAAGAGAACCGAACUCAUAUGGAGAUUGAAGUGUUCCUUAGAAAAGAGCAACAGAAACUUGAGGAGAAACUAGAGUACUGGAUGGAGAAAUUUGACAAAGACACAGAAAUGAAACAGAAUGAAUUAACUGCUCUCCAGACUGCAAAGGCCACUGACUUGGCACACCUUCAGGAACUGGCAAAGAUGCUCCAGGCCUGGUGGCGAGGCACAGUGGUACGGAGGGAAAUCGGAACUUUCAGACUGCCUAAGAAAGAGAAAGAUGAUGUCAAGGAUGUGAAAGGCAAAGGUAAAGGCAAGGACAAGGACAAGCGGAAAGGCAAGAAAUGACCAAGUUCUCUUUCGUCCUUCUCUCUGCCCGUUUGGAUGAGAAAAAAGAUUUGGAGGAAGAUACAAAUACUACCAAGCUACAGCUUGAUGACUGGGGCAUUCCCGGAGGAAGCUGGGGGAAUCGCCUUGCCGGUUAUGCUAGUUUACAAACUCGGAACUACGAUUUCACCAUCAACUGCAUAUUUUCAUUUUGCUUGGAAGAAAGUGUGAAAUUUCCUCAUUUUUACCUCACCAGAAAAAGUUCCUAGGUAUAGCUAUAGCAUGGUAUUAAAACGUCAGUAAUUCCUGUAAUGUAUCUUACCUAAUCUAACUAGACUCUUAUAGAACAAAAAUGAAGUAUUCAGUAGGAAUUUUAAGGUGCUGUUUAUAAAGUUAGCUAGC
Molecule: messenger RNA, 1344 nt
Organism: Dipodomys ordii (Ord's kangaroo rat)
Lineage: Eukaryota; Metazoa; Chordata; Mammalia; Rodentia; Heteromyidae
Gene: Iqcg
Product: IQ motif containing G
Exons: 7
Coding region: 1-963 (320 amino acids)
Biological process (GO): sperm axoneme assembly; cilium organization
Cellular component (GO): sperm flagellum; cytoplasm
Molecular function (GO): protein binding
Source: RefSeq, a predicted model, not a curated record